Molecule: messenger RNA, 271 nt
Organism: Salmo salar (Atlantic salmon)
Lineage: Eukaryota; Metazoa; Chordata; Actinopteri; Salmoniformes; Salmonidae
Product: hepcidin
Biological process (GO): intracellular iron ion homeostasis; defense response to bacterium
Cellular component (GO): extracellular region
Source: RefSeq, a predicted model, not a curated record
AUGAAGGCCUUUAGUGUUGCAGUCGUCGUCACAUGUAUGUUCAUCCUUGAAAGCACCGCUGUUCCUUUCUCCGAGGUGCGAACGGAGGAGGUUGGAAGCUUUGACAGUCCAGUUGGGGAACAUCAACAGCCGGGCGGCGAGUCCAUGCAUCUGCCGGAGCAUUUCAGGUUCAAGCGUCAGAGCCACCUCUCCCUGUGCCGUUGGUGCUGCAACUGCUGUCACAACAAGGGCUGUGGCUUCUGCUGCAAAUUCUAAGGACCUGCCUGCACUA